Molecule: messenger RNA, 1668 nt
Organism: Beta vulgaris subsp. vulgaris (sugar beet)
Lineage: Eukaryota; Viridiplantae; Streptophyta; Magnoliopsida; Caryophyllales; Amaranthaceae
Product: zinc finger protein 10-like
Exons: 1
Coding region: 129-938 (269 amino acids)
Source: RefSeq, a predicted model, not a curated record
UAACCAAACCAUUUUGAUAAUAUAUAGUAUAUAAUUAUAUACUUCAUCUUUCAUCUAUAGUACACAUAUAUAUCUAGCUAGCUUAGCUAAGGUCUUGUAUUACAAGGCAUCAUAUUAUAUAUAAAUCAAUGGAGCAAGCAAAAUGUUUGAAUAUUUUGUUGAAAGCAAAAAACAUGAAGAAACUUAAUCAAAAGUCAUGUUCUUCAUGGGAAGAUUAUCAAGAAGAAGCAGCCUUUGCUAACGACGCGAUUCGAGGGAUCCAAGGAGGAUCAGUUUGGCCUCCAAGAUCAUAUUCAUGUAGUUUCUGCAAGAGGGAGUUUAGGUCAGCUCAAGCUCUUGGAGGUCACAUGAAUGUUCAUAGAAGAGAUAGAGCUUUACUCAAGCAAGUCAUCACCACCCAUAAUAUUGAUAAUGAUGAUGAUGAUCAUCAUCAUCAUCAUCAUAGUCAUCAUGAUCAUGAUCAUCUUCGUCAUAGUCAUCAUGAUCAUAUGAGCAUCACUUCCAAAUCGAUGCUUCAUCAAAACCCAUCUCAGGUUUGUAGCCCUAAGACUAGAGUAGCAUCACAUCCUUCAUUAUCUAGGGUUUCUUUCAAUUCUAGUAAUAGUGGAUUUAAGAAAGUAAUUAGUAGUACUAAUGAUGUUGUUUUUCAAGCUAAUAUGUCUAUGGGGUUAGAUUUAGCUAUUGGGACAUACCAAAAAGAAGAGGAUUAUCAUCAAGAGGAGUUUUUGAAGUAUAAUAAUAAUAAGAGGUACAAGAAAAAUGGAGAUUAUAAUGUUGCUUUGUUUCCAUUCUUUGAUCAAGAGAUUAAGUGUUCUACUAAUGUCAAAGAUGGCGAUUCUCGAGUACCGGAGAUUUUGAAUCUUAGAGCCAGUAAAUCUAUGGAGGAGUUAGAUCUUGAACUCAGACUUGGUAAUUCACUUCAUAAUAAGGUAAAGUAGCAAUCAUACAUACUUUGUUUAAGGUGGACUUAAUUAGCAUGUAAUACCCAUCUUUUUAUCUAUUCAAUUUGAAAAAGCUAAGGUUAGAUAUUAUUGUAUUAGAUUAAUUACAUGGAUCUAAUCACAUAUUCAUGUCGGAUUGUAUAAGCAAAUUAAAUUCAAUACAAGCAAUGAGUUGGUUAGUUGUGCCAAUAAUUAUUGCAAGUUAAGAAGUUACUCGUUGUAUUUUUUUUUUUUUUUUAUCCAUAUGAGCCACGAAUGCAGUACAAAGUAUAAAGAAGGGGGGAGAAUCGAACUUGUGAUCUAUCGUUCACAGCACCUCAAUCUUAACUAUUAGGCCAAGACAUCCUUGGUUAAGUUACUCGUAAUUUGCUAAAGUUCUUGAGUAUAUAUGUAACUUUAGUAUAUGAUCUUAACAGAAAAGUUGAACUUUCCAUAUUACAAGUAGAUGUAUGUAAUUGAAUUAAAUAGUAUUGACAACGUACAUACACCUUAUUAAUAAUGUUACAUCAUUAUUAUUUUUGUCAUAUGCAUGAAUAAAUUUGAUCUGGAUUCAAGCUAGAAAGUGACAUGCAAUGACAAUGGCACUAGUAUACAUGCGUGAAGCUUGAAAGCUCAUUUUUCAUACUACGAUACUGCCAAUCAAAUGUAUCCAAAUCCAUCAUCAAGUAAAACAAAAAUGCCCUAAUAAUGCAAAUUAUGUUAUCUGCCGCUUUAUCAGGUAACAUAU